AUGCCAAGCGUCGACUGCCGGCUCCUUGCGACAAUCGUGGAUACCUAUGAGGCCAUAUUGGAGCGAGGUGGCUGGGUUUUGCGUGGCGACAGUGGGCGCGCAUACACGCCUGAAGUUCUGCAUCCCAAGAGCAUGUUUCACAAGCCACUUAUUUUACUCGUAUCAUGUCAGCCGCCGCGCGCAUACAUGGCGUGUUCCGACGUCGCCGAAGUCUCGGGACGGCAGCUGUCAGUAUGCACUGAUUCUCAUACGCCCGUGAGAACCACCGAGCAGCAAAAGAUAGCCUGCGUCUCCCAGCCGAACAAACCUAUAAAUCCCGAGAACACAGUACGUAUCGGGAUCUUCGGUGUCUUCCGCAAUGGCGCAAAGCGACGGGUGAAACAGUCAGGUAUACGUUGUGUAGUGUCAACUGACAGUGACUUAGGUGUACUUAGCCUUGCAUCUCCACCACUUUUCCAUAUGACAUCACACUUACCGCCAAACACCAACCUCGUCGCUUGGAUGAAUACAGUCAGUCACUUUUUCAAGAGACAAUUUAGCGCCGGACUGGACACUGUGAUUUCGGCCUACAAGUCCACCGCAACUGUACAGUUGUGUAUAUUUGUUCUGCUCUACUCGUUUCCAGCGCCGCGGACCGAUUGA
This is a messenger RNA of Exserohilum turcica Et28A, 642 nucleotides long. RefSeq lists its product as uncharacterized. Bases 1 to 642 code for a protein of 213 amino acids. The record is from RefSeq and is a predicted model, not a curated record. The transcript has a single exon. Lineage: Eukaryota; Fungi; Ascomycota; Dothideomycetes; Pleosporales; Pleosporaceae.